AUGGCUCUUCCCCAGCUCAUUCCCUCAUCUUCUUCUUCUCUACACCAUAAACCCACCUUCAAUCCCAAUCCCAUCCCCUCCCCCUUAAACCCUAACCCUAAUUUCCUCUCUCCCCGUCUUCGCCGCAGCCACCACCACCGCCGUCAAAGACCGGGUUCUCUGAAAUGCUCGGCCUCGUCCUUCUCUGAGAGGCACCCCACCAAUCAGCCCAAGUCAGACGACGUCGUCGAGCUCCCGCUCUUUCCUCUGCCUCUGGUGCUCUUCCCCGGCGCAAUCUUGCCCCUACAGAUCUUCGAGUUCCGGUACCGUAUGAUGAUGCACUCUCUCCUCCAGACCGAUCUCCGCUUCGGCGUCAUCUACAGCGAUGCCGUUUCGGGCACCGCCGACGUCGGCUGCGUCGGCGAGAUCGUCAAGCACGAGCGCCUCGUGGACGACCGCUUCUUCCUCAUCUGCAAAGGCCAAGAGCGUUUCCGAGUCACCGACCUCGUGCGCACCAAACCCUACCUGGUGGCGGAGGUGAAGUGGCUCGAAGACCGCCCGUCGAACGACGGCGAAGAAGACCUGGAGGCAUUGGCGAACGAGGUGGAGUCGUACAUGAAGGACGUGAUUCGGUUGUCGAACCGGUUGGGAGGGAAGCCGGAGAAGGAUGUGCAGGACCUGAGGAGGAACCUGUUUCCGACACCGUUUUCGUUCUUCGUCGGGAGCACGUUCGAAGGGGCGCCGAGAGAGCAGCAGGCCUUGCUGGAAUUGGAGGACACGGCGGCGAGGUUGAAGAGGGAGAAGGAGACUCUGAGGAACACGCUUAAUUACUUGACGGCGGCUUCGGCCGUCAAAGACGUCUUCCCGUCGACGUGA
Messenger RNA from Prunus armeniaca (apricot), 855 nucleotides. Lineage: Eukaryota; Viridiplantae; Streptophyta; Magnoliopsida; Rosales; Rosaceae. The record is from the annotation of a GenBank genome assembly.